This is a messenger RNA of Babjeviella inositovora NRRL Y-12698, 1702 nucleotides long. Its product is annotated as TLD domain-containing protein. The transcript is spliced from 3 exons. NCBI's taxonomy places the organism in Eukaryota, Fungi, Ascomycota, Pichiomycetes, Serinales. The coding region runs from base 35 to 1702 and encodes 555 amino acids. The record is from RefSeq and is a predicted model, not a curated record.
GCUAUUUUGACCGUCUAAAUUCUCGCAUCGUACAAUGGGGGGCGCUAUAAGUCAACCAACAUCUGCCAAGUUCACCAAGGAGAAUGUUUUAGCGAUGUUCGACGCUUCAGCCUCAAGGCAGUUCUCGGACUUGGAGCUAUACUCCAUCAAAGAGAAACUCACAACGGCCGAUUUGGACGCUAACUCUCGGAUUUCCGAGAAUGAAUUUUUAUCCCUUUUAGGUCUUCCAACCUCAGUUCCGGAAGAGGCAACGAAGCUAUUGUACGAGUCAGCUCGCGUUAUGGGUUCGUUUCCGUUCUUACGAGACUCCAUGACUGCGGAAGGGCUCACCCUUACAACCCUCUUCAAGGCAAUUCUUUUCUACAGCAACCGCUACCAAAAAGUCAUCAGUAAACAGUACGACAUCACCCGGUUGCUCUUCAUCUCCCUCAGCUACUUCAACAUGGAGCCGCAUCCAACCCUGGAAGACAAGGUGGUUUCAGUGGAGGGAAAGCUCAGUUGGUCCUCGCUUCCAGUGGUUGAAUCUUUCGACUCGAUCGACAUGGAAUCCUGGCAGAUCCCAGCAUCAUAUUUGCUCAAGUUGAUCACAUUGUGCCUCACUUUGUCCCGUGUGGCCCCGCACGAGUCUUUUGAGGCCUACCACACAAAUUUCAGCAACUGGAAGCUGUUUGAAGCCCACGCAAUGAGACUUCUCUUCACCAUGGAUGCCAGCAUCACCCCCGCCAAUUUCACCACCAAGGGAGUUUCCUAUGAAGGGUUUGCCAAUGCCAUGACAAACUCGAUGCCAAAUUUGUUUCAUCCCUUGAAGGCGUUAUUUGAGCACUUGUUGUACGUCGAUACCGUGACGAUGGAUGCGAAAACUUCUGAGGAAACCAAGUUGAUUAACCCCCACACUCUCGCGCAACUUGCCACGUUUCUCCCUCCAGAUCUUGUCUACUCGCGGAUGCGCAAGUUGUAUGUAGCUGCUGAUUCAGGCUUUUCCAUGCGGUCCUUCGAAUCCAAGGUAUUCAAAUGGAACGCACCCUCCAUUCUCAUAGUGGCGGGGAAACGCAUCAACCCAGCCACGAGCACCAAUAAGCGGUAUAUGGCCUUCGAAGAGACACUCUCACGUUUGAACAAGCCUCUCCUACCAUGGCAGGGUGACUCUGACAGAUUGAUUUUUGGUGUGGUAGUGCAACAGCCAUGGAAAAUGUCGAACAAAAACUGUUUUGGCGACAGCUCUACGCUUAUUUUCCAACUUUCCACGAAGCAAGACUUAUACGAAGCCUCGCUGGUGGGCACCAACUACGUGUACUUUAGCACUUUGGGCGGUGGGAUCGGGUUUGGAUCUCCCGUGCCUGUUGUCAAAAAUAACACUAUAAAGUAUACCCCUGGCAACGUUUCUCUCACCUUAGACCCAAGCUUGGAGUUUGGGGUCUUCCGUCAUGCGGGUCUCGGCGGGUCCUUCCACCCAGGGAAAGCAUUGGGCAACAGCGGGGGCGAGCCAGCCGAAUGGGAAGACCGCUUUGCCAUCACCGACUUGGAGGUCUGGGGCUGUGGGGGGAAGAAGGAGUUGGAAGAGCAAGCCAAGCAAUGGGAGUGGGAGGAAAAGGAGGCAAAAGCGAGACAAAAGAUCAAUAUUAAGAACUUGGGCGAAGAACGAGCGUUUUUGGAAAUGACAGGGUUAGUGGGACAGCACAACUCCAGUGGAGGGUCCAUUUAA